CUGUCCCGCGGCUGCGCCUGCCGGGACACCGGGAGACAAAGCGCCGCCUUCGUCGCUGCGACUGAGCGAGUCCCGAGCCAUGGCCGGGCCGUCACCCGGCCCCGCGCCUCCCAUCCCACCGCCGCCGUAGGCCUGGGCAGCGAGAUGCAGAAACAGAGACCCAGAGAGGCUGACAGCUUGUUUGGGGUCACCCAGCCCAGAUAACUGCCAAUCCGACAUUUGAAUCCAGAGAAGAGUGAGCCAAGACUGGAGUGGGGCAGAGGGCUGGGAGGGAUGCGGAGUGCUGCAGCGGCCGAGGGCGGCUGUGAGGUCUCCCUGCGUCGGCGGCCCCUUGCAUAGCGGCCCUUGCUGUCCGGGCCCGGGCGCCUCGCCAUGAAGCUGAAUGAGCGCAGCCUGGCCUUCUACGCCACCUGCGACGCCCCGGUGGACAAUGCGGGCUUCCUGUACAAGAAGGGCGGGCGGCACGCGGCCUACCACCGCCGCUGGUUCGUGCUGCGCGGCAACAUGCUCUUCUACUUCGAGGACGCGGCCAGCCGCGAGCCGGUGGGCGUCAUCAUCCUGGAAGGCUGCACCGUGGAGCUGGUGGAGGCGGCCGAGGAGUUCGCCUUCGCCGUGCGCUUCGCCGGAGCCCGGGCCCGCACCUACGUGCUGGCGGCCGAGAGCCAGGCGGCCAUGGAGGGCUGGGUGAAGGCCCUGUCGCGGGCCAGCUUCGACUACCUGCGGCUGGUGGUGCGCGAGCUGGAGCAGCAGCUGGCGGCCAUGCGGGCGGGGGGCUGCCCGCCCCUGCCCCUGCCCCGCCGGCCCAGCGCCCUCCCGCCCAAGGAGAACGGCUGCGCCGUCUGGAGCGCCGAGCCCCCCGCCGCCCCCACCGCCGGCUCCCAGCCUGGCCCUGAGCCACCGCCCCGUCGCCGGGCCUCGGCGCCCCACGGGCCUCUGGACGCGGCCCCCUUCGCUCGGCUGCACGAGUGCUACGGCCAGGAGAUCAGGGCGCUGAGGGAACAGUGGCGCAGCAGCCCAGCCCAGCCCUGAGGUCACAAGGGGUCCUGUUCUGGCCGGUCGCAUGACCCAGGACUUGAAGACACUGGGGUCUGGGCCUCAGGGACAUUGUGGUCAAGGCCAGCCCUGUGAUCUCUGAGUGGCUUGAUUUGGGGGACUCAGCUCUCAGAAGUUGCUGGAUUCUUUUUUUUUUUUUUUUUUUUUUUGUCUUUUUUGUGACUAGCACUCAGCCAGUGAGUGCACCGGCCAUUCCUAUAUAGGAUCCGAACCCGCGGCGGGAGCGUCGCUGCGCUCCCAGCGCUGCAC
This is a messenger RNA of Cynocephalus volans (Philippine flying lemur), 1302 nucleotides long. It is a transcript of the gene PHETA1, whose product is annotated as PH domain containing endocytic trafficking adaptor 1. Bases 373 to 1029 code for a protein of 218 amino acids. Gene Ontology annotation, cellular component: recycling endosome; trans-Golgi network; early endosome. Gene Ontology annotation, biological process: endosome organization; receptor recycling; retrograde transport, endosome to Golgi. Lineage: Eukaryota; Metazoa; Chordata; Mammalia; Dermoptera; Cynocephalidae. The record is from RefSeq and is a predicted model, not a curated record. The transcript has 3 exons.